Messenger RNA from Asparagus officinalis (garden asparagus), 897 nucleotides. Its product is annotated as protein FAR1-RELATED SEQUENCE 5-like. Bases 1 to 897 code for a protein of 298 amino acids. Gene Ontology annotation, biological process: regulation of DNA-templated transcription. The transcript is spliced from 5 exons. Lineage: Eukaryota; Viridiplantae; Streptophyta; Magnoliopsida; Asparagales; Asparagaceae. The record is from RefSeq and is a predicted model, not a curated record.
AUGGGUCAGCAAGCAUGUGGUAGAGAGUCACUGGGAUUUACAAAGGUAGACCAAAAGAAUUACCUUCGAACUGUCCGACAGAAAAAGAUAAAAUUUGGAGAAGCUGGUUAUCUGAUAGAAUAUUUUUCAAAGAAAAUGUUGGAAAAUCUUUCGUUCUUCUAUGAGAUGCAGUUGGACACUGAGGAACAGAUUACCAAUGUUUUUUGGGUUGAUGCUAAAAUGAUAAUGGAUUAUGGUAUAUUUGGUGAUGUGGUAAUGUGUGGGAAUCCUCCACAAACCUUUUUCACUGAUCAAGAUGCAGCGAUAGCCAAUGAUGUAUUACAUGUGAUGUCAGGUACUUGCCAUCGACUUUGUAUAUGGCAUUUGAUGCAAAAUGCUGUCAAGAAAGAAGAGGAUGAGUUCUUGAGUGCUUGGCAGUCCACGCUGGAUGAGUACAAUGCACAUGAUGAUACUUGGGUAGCUGCAACAUUUGAAAUAAGAAAAAAAUGGGUGCAUGCAUAUGUGAAGUGGACAUGGUCAACAGGAAUGCAAACUACACAAUUGAGUGAAAGCUUUAAUGCUAGUUUGAAGGGGUAUUUGAAAUCAGACGUACAAUUGCCUGAGUUUUUUACUCACUUUAUAAGAAUGAUAUUUGAUAAGCGGUAUAAGGAAUUGGAAGCUGAGUAUGAUUUGUUGUUCCGGAUUGUUCACUACAAAAUGGAUGUAAGUAUCUUGAUACAUGCACGAGAAGUUUAUACUAAAGCCAGAUUUAAGGUAUUUCAAGCUCAGUUUGAAGAAUCUUUAAAGUCUUCCAUAACGAAGUGUGUGUCCAAUGGUGAAAAGUAUAUCUUCACUGUUGUUAUGGAUGAGUUCUUUAAGGAGAGGCUAGUAAAAAGAGAAGGCAUUGUGUCAAAGUGA